AUGACGAUCUGUCGUAUUCGCGUCAUGUUGUGACGAAGAGGAAGAAGAAAAAGUGUCUUCGUUGACAGCAGGAUGGUGUUAUCGGGCGAUAUUCUCCUGGCUAUUUUUAUCGUACACCUGAGCCCCCUCAGUGUCUGGGGAUAUUUGGAGUCUGGUGGCAACAGUGCAUCCGAUAGGUUGGAGAACGUGACCCAAACAAUUUCCCGUAUUCUCGACGGUUACGAUAUUCGAUUGCGUCCCAAUUUCGGAGGGGAUCCUCUCAAGGUUGGCAUGGACCUCACCAUCGCCAGUUUCGAUGCUAUAUCUGAAGUGAAUAUGGAUUACACGAUAACAAUGUACUUGAAUCAGUACUGGAAGGACGAGCGGUUGGCGUUCUCAUACGAGGCAGAAGUGUUGACGCUGAGUGGUGAUUUCGCCGAGAAGAUUUGGGUACCGGAUACAUUCUUCGCCAACGACAAGAACAGCUUCCUUCAUGACGUCACUGAGCGCAACAAACUCGUGAGACUAUCCGGAGAUGGUUCGAUAACGUAUGGAAUGAGAUUUACAACUACACUAGCAUGCAUGAUGGACCUCCACUACUAUCCACUGGACUCGCAGAACUGCACUGUGGAGAUUGAAAGUUACGGAUACACUGUGCUGGACGUUGUCAUGUACUGGAAGGAGACACCGGUACGGGGUGUCGAGGAGGCUGAACUGCCCCAAUUCACGAUACUCGGAUACGAAACUAACGAUCGGAAAGAGCGUCUUGCCACUGGCAUCUAUCAAAGACUCUCGUUGAGUUUCAAACUUGAGAGGAACAUCGGUUAUUUUGUCUUUCAGACGUACUUACCCAGUAUUCUUAUUGUCAUGUUGAGCUGGGUCAGCUUCUGGAUUAAUCACGAGGCUACUAGUGCCAGAGUAGCUCUUGGUAUCACGACGGUACUGACAAUGACAACUAUAUCAACGGGCGUUAGAAGUUCACUCCCACGCAUCAGCUACGUCAAAGCCAUUGACAUCUACCUCGUCAUGUGCUUCGUAUUCGUUUUUGCAGCACUACUUGAAUAUGCAGCUGUCAAUUACACGUACUGGGGGGCUAGAGCAAGGAAAAAAACUAAACAGAAGAGAGAUCUCAUGAAGAAACAAACAUCAGUUCAAACUCCAGAAACCACAGAAGCCGACAUAAUCGAGCUUCAGGACCUUCGAAUAUCGCCUCUGCCCAGCAUCAGGAGCCGAUCGGGUCUGGCAAGUGGUGCAGCCACUCCAGCAGCGGUUGGAGCUCACGAUCGCGGUCAUUUUCCACCAAGUUUUCGUCCUGCGCGCUACAACACCAGAAGCACUGGACUUAGAUACCGCGGCACACGUCAGCACAAACCAAAGGUCUUUCAUGCCCUGAAACGAGGCGCCUCAGUGCUAAAAGCCUCAUUACCAAAGAUCAAGGACGUUAACGUCAUCGACAAAUACUCCAGACUCGUGUUUCCAGUGAGCUUCAUCCUCUUCAACGCUGUCUACUGGACAUUCUACGUCGUUUGAAGUGAAAUUUCCCGGCGCGAGCAUUAAAAAUUCCACGAAAGCCAAAAGUUGGUGACAACGUGCGCGAGUGAGUGAUAAACAAAGAAAACGAAUAAUAUCGAUGAACACAUGCAAUAUGUUUAAUCACUCCAAUCGAAUUACGUGUCCGUUCCACAUUAGAUGUUGAUAACGAAAUGACCAUCAUAAUUAAUCAGAUAUUUCAUUAGAAAAAUUUAAGAUAAUCGAGAUAAGAAAUUGAAAAAUUAUGAGAAAUUUUACUGUCAUUACGAAGUCUCUCGAAAGUACUGAAUCUGAAUGCUGCCACUAUUAUGAGACACGACGAGUUAAUAAUGUUUAAUAAUAAGUAUGUUACGGUGAGAAUGUUCGUGCUAAGUAAAAUGCGCCUAUUGAGAACAAUAUUAUAGAAACAUCAAACGAAAGUAGACGAAUAAAAUUAUUCAUUUGUAUGAUUUUGAGGAAUCGUGGGACAAUAUGUUUCUACAACUUAUUUCCAUUCGAUAAUUUCAAUUAUUGAGUAUACGGAGGGACAAUUUUUGGAAGAUUGCCCAACUGCUCUGUGAAAUUGUAUCGUGAUACCUCUUUUCUUCAUUUAAUUAAAUGGUGAUUAAUAAAAUUUGGAAUGUGGAGAUCAAGUUUCAUUCAUCGUUUUGUAAUGAAGCAUU
Messenger RNA from Diachasma alloeum, 2171 nucleotides. RefSeq names its product gamma-aminobutyric acid receptor subunit beta-like (gene Lcch3). The record is from RefSeq and is a predicted model, not a curated record. Gene Ontology annotation, molecular function: neurotransmitter receptor activity; GABA-A receptor activity; extracellular ligand-gated monoatomic ion channel activity. Bases 73 to 1509 code for a protein of 478 amino acids. Gene Ontology annotation, cellular component: neuron projection; GABA-A receptor complex; synapse. Gene Ontology annotation, biological process: monoatomic ion transmembrane transport; regulation of membrane potential; chemical synaptic transmission. NCBI's taxonomy places the organism in Eukaryota, Metazoa, Arthropoda, Insecta, Hymenoptera, Braconidae. The transcript has 9 exons.